Messenger RNA from Penicillium taxi, 240 nucleotides. RefSeq lists its product as uncharacterized. Bases 1 to 240 code for a protein of 79 amino acids. The record is from RefSeq and is a predicted model, not a curated record. The transcript has 2 exons. NCBI's taxonomy places the organism in Eukaryota, Fungi, Ascomycota, Eurotiomycetes, Eurotiales, Aspergillaceae.
AUGGUCGAGAGUCGGAAUUUGAUUGCCAAAUUCCGACGAUCGGAGCUACAACUAUUAGGGGAGCUGGCUGUUGAGCUGUGUUCUCCCAUGUCCACACCGGUAUUCCCAUACGAGAGCCCGCCACAAAUGUCAUUGGCCGGUUCCUUCCCUCCAUCGGUUUCUGGAUUGAGUGCGGCGCAGAUAAUGGCCGUGGCAGACUCCAUUGAGAGUAUUGAUACGGAUGUCGAAUGCGAUGAUUGA